Acinonyx jubatus (cheetah) is the source of this 2971-nucleotide messenger RNA. RefSeq names its product oxysterol binding protein like 9 (gene OSBPL9). The record is from RefSeq and is a predicted model, not a curated record. The transcript has 25 exons. NCBI's taxonomy places the organism in Eukaryota, Metazoa, Chordata, Mammalia, Carnivora, Felidae. Gene Ontology annotation, molecular function: sterol binding. Bases 45 to 2324 code for a protein of 759 amino acids. Gene Ontology annotation, cellular component: intracellular membrane-bounded organelle; membrane; cytosol.
GGCGAGUGACGUCAGGCCGUUUGUUGUCAUUGGCGGCUCCCAAGAUGGCGUCCAUCAUGGAAGGGCCGCUGAGUAAAUGGACUAACGUGAUGAAGGGCUGGCAGUACCGUUGGUUUGUGCUGGACUACAAUGCAGGGCUGCUCUCCUAUUACACGUCCAAGGACAAAAUGAUGAGAGGCUCUCGCAGAGGAUGUGUGAGACUCAGAGGAGCUGUGAUUGGUAUAGACGAUGAGGACGACAGCACCUUCACAAUAACUGUUGAUCAGAAAACCUUCCAUUUCCAGGCUCGCGAUGCUGAUGAGCGAGAGAAGUGGAUCCAUGCCUUAGAAGAAACAAUUCUUAGACAUACUCUUCAGCUUCAAAUCAGUACCACACUUGCUUUUUUCCAGUCUUCUGGUAUCUCUCCAGUUCUUGAAUUUUCAAAAAUAAUUGGUUUGGAUUCAGGAUUUGUUCCUAGUGUCCAAGACUUUGAUAAGAAACUUACAGAGGCUGAUGCUUACCUACAAAUCUUGAUAGAACAAUUAAAGCUUUUUGAUGACAAACUUCAAAACUGCAAAGAUGAUGAACAGAGAAAGAAAAUUGAAACUCUCAAAGAAACAACAAAUAGCAUGGUAGAAUCAAUUAAACACUGCAUUGUGUUGCUGCAGAUUGCUAAAGACCAGUGUAAUGCGGAGAAGCACGCAGAUGGAAUUAUAAGUACUAUUAAUCCUGUGGAUGCAAUAUAUCAACCUAGUCCCUUGGAACCUGUGAUCAACACAAUGCCUACUCAGACUGUCUUACCUCCAGAACCUGCUCAGUUGUGUAAGUCAGAGCAGCGUCCAUCUUCCCUACCAGUUGGACCUGUAUUAGCUACCUUGGGACAUCAUCAGACUCCAACACCAAAUAGUACAGGCAGUGGGCACUCACCACCUAGUAGCAGUUUGACUUCUCCAAGCCAUGUCAACUUGUCUCCAAAUACUGUCCCCGAGUUCUCUUAUUCUAGCAGCGAAGAUGAAUUCUAUGAUGCUGAUGAAUUUCAUCAAAGUGGCUCAUCCCCAAAGCGCUUAAUAGAUUCCUCUGGAUCUGCCUCAGUCUUGACACACAGCAGCUCAGGAAAUAGUCUCAAGCGCCCUGAUACCACAGAGUCACUUAAUUCUUCCAUGUCCAAUGGAACAAGUGAUGCUGACCUCUUUGAUUCACAUGAUGAUAGAGAUGAUGAAGGGGAGGCAGGGUCCGUGGAAGAGCACAAGAGCGUUAUCAUGCAUCUCUUAUCACAGGUUAGGCUUGGAAUGGAUCUUACUAAGGUAGUUCUUCCAACAUUCAUUCUUGAAAGAAGAUCUCUGUUAGAAAUGUAUGCAGACUUUUUUGCACAUCCGGACCUGUUUGUGAGCAUUAGUGACCAGAAGGAUGCCAGAGAUCGAAUGGUUCAGGUUGUGAAAUGGUACCUCUCAGCCUUUCAUGCAGGAAGGAAAGGAUCGGUUGCCAAAAAGCCAUACAACCCCAUUUUGGGCGAAAUCUUUCAGUGUCACUGGACAUUACCAAAUGAUACUGAAGAGAACGCAGAGCUAGUUUCAGAAGGACCAGUUCCCUGGGUUUCCAAAAACUGUGUGACAUUCGUGGCUGAGCAGGUUUCCCAUCAUCCACCCAUUUCAGCUUUUUAUGCUGAGUGUUUUAACAAGAAGAUACAAUUCAAUGCUCAUAUCUGGACCAAAUCAAAAUUCCUUGGGAUGUCGAUUGGGGUGCACAACAUAGGGCAGGGCUGUGUCUCAUGUCUAGAUUAUGACGAACAUUACAUUCUCACAUUCCCAAAUGGUUAUGGAAGGUCUAUCCUCACAGUGCCCUGGGUGGAACUAGGUGGAGAAUGCAAUAUCAAUUGUUCCAAAACUGGCUAUAGUGCAAAUAUCGUCUUCCACACUAAGCCUUUCUAUGGGGGCAAGAAGCACAGAAUUACUGCUGAGAUUUUUUCUCCAAAUGACAAGAAAUCUUUUUGCUCAGUUGAAGGGGAAUGGAAUGGUGUAAUGUAUGCAAAAUAUGCAACAGGGGAAAAUGCAGUUUUUAUAGAUACCAAGAAGUUGCCUAUAAUUAAGAAGAAAGUGAGGAAGUUAGAAGAUCAGAAUGAGUAUGAAUCCCGCUGCCUUUGGAAGGAUGUCACUUUCAACUUAAAAAUCAGAGACAUUGAUGCAGCAACUGAAGCCAAGCAUAGACUUGAAGAAAGACAAAGAGCAGAAGCCCGGGAAAGGAAAGAGAAGGAAAUUCAGUGGGAGACAAGGCUAUUUCAUGAAGAUGGAGAAUGUUGGGUUUACGAUGAACCAUUACUGAAACGUCUUGGUGCUGCAAAGCAUUAGGUUGGGAAAUGCAAUGUUUACACCUGAUGACCAGGGCAAUAGGCAUAAUUAAGCAACAAUCUUCCUUUGGGAGAACCUAUUCACUCCCUUCUUAUUGCAGUGGUUCCUAUCUCAGGGAUACUGGACUUUCUGAUGCAGAUGAACAAUUAAAGCAAGAAAAGCUUCCCGUUUUUUCCUUUUCUGUGGCAGUUACAGUUUUGACUUCAGUCCUGAGAAAAACUUCAGGUUUUGAAAACAAGAUGUCUGCUUUUUUCCCCAAACCCCAUGCUUUGAAAAGCAUUUAUAAAUCCCAGUCUUAAAUCUUGCAUACCAGUAUGGCUGUUAAGAUCUACAUUUGUUUCCUAGUUCAUAUAAUUCUGGGAUGGAUAUAUAUAUAUAUAAUUACAUACACACAUAUAUAAAUAUAUACCUGAUGCCAGAAUUUUCAUAAAUGCUCCAACUACUGUAAAUAUUCCUGAGUUGUUUUAGAAAAUUAGUGCAAUGUAUUAAAAUCAAGUGUUAGGAAAUUUCAUGGCCUCACCUAUAACAACUUUUGUUUUGGAAUUGGACUAUUAUUAGGAAUUGGACUAUUAAAUUGUAUCUAAUGCGGGACUAUAUUUAAUUAUACUCAGUGCUUCUUAAGGCUUCAUAAAGUAAUUUUUCCAGUU